AAGCAUUAUUCCUACUAACAACACACAAUUGCAAACAUGAUGAAGAAGAAUAUUAGCCCACUUAAUUGGCCUGAGCCAAUAGUCCGGGUUCAGUCCUUAUCCGAAACCUGCAUAGAUUCAAUCCCUGAAAGGUAUAUCAAGCCCCUCACUGACCGUCCAUCCAUAAACUCUUCUUCAUCUUCAUCUGAUGCCAAUAACAUCCCAAUCAUUGACCUCAGAGGCCUAUUAUAUCAUGGUGAUCCUGAUCAUCCAGAAGCCAGAGCCUCUACCCUGAGGCAAAUCUCUGAGGCUUGCAAAGAGUGGGGGUUCUUCCAAAUAGUGAACCAUGGGGUUAGCCCUGACUUGAUGGACAUGGCAAGGGAAACUUGGAGAAAGUUCUUUCACUUGCCCAUGGAGUUGAAGCAGCAAUAUGCAAACUCACCAAAGACUUAUGAAGGGUAUGGUAGCAGGCUUGGAGUUGAGAAAGGUGCUAUUCUUGAUUGGAGUGACUACUAUUUUCUUCAUUACCUUCCCUUGUCUUUGAAGGACUACAACAAAUGGCCUGCUCUGCCUCCCUCUUGCAGGGAAGUGUUUGAUGAGUAUGGGAGGGAGUUGGUGAAGCUAUGUGGGAGGUUGAUGAAAGUUCUGUCUCUGAACCUUGAAUUGGAAGAGGAUUUUCUGCAGAAUGGUUUUGGGGGUGAGGACAUUGGUGCUUGUUUGAGGGUGAAUUUUUACCCAAAAUGUCCAAAGCCAGAGUUGACAUUGGGAUUGUCAUCACACUCAGAUCCAGGGGGCAUGACUCUCUUACUACCUGAUGAUCAAGUUGCUGGUCUUCAGGUCCGGAAAGGGGACAAUUGGAUCACUGUGAAGCCUGUUCCCCAUGCCUUUAUUGUCAAUAUUGGUGAUCAGAUUCAGGUCCUAAGCAAUGCAAUCUACAAGAGUGUAGAGCAUAGAGUAAUAGUGAAUUCAAAUAAAGAGAGAGUUUCACUAGCUUUCUUCUACAACCCAAGAGGUGACAUACCUAUUGAACCAGCCAAAGAAUUGGUAAAAGAAGACAAACCUGCACUUUACACAGCCAUGACCUUUGAUGAAUACAGGCGUUUCAUUAGAAUGAAAGGACCAUGUGGAAAAUCUCAUGUGGAGUCUUUAAAAUCUCCAAGAUGAUCAAUAAAAAGGUCAUUUAAUUAUUGAUAUUGUCCAAACAUCCACUUAAAAAUAUCUCUCAUAGUCUCAUGUGUUAAUAUUAAGAUAAUUGGGGCUUUAGCCCCUCCCUGUAACCAAAAAAUAAAAUAUUAAGAUAAUUGUAAAUUUUGUAAUUAGAGAGAUACAAAUGUGCUUGUACAAUUGCACAUUAAUUAUGCCACAAAGUGAGGGUACAAAGAUUGUAUAUCAGAUAUGAAAUUGAUGGAAGAAGCUGAUUUCUUCUUCAUUAUUGGACUGGGCGGGACAUAAAGAGUUCCAUGCUCGCCCAAAACAAGGAGUCAGCCAGAUGAAGGAAGACAGGGCGGGAACAGGUGAAACAUUUAGGAUUCUCGCCCUUCCCUUUAGGCGAACCCACAAGCCAGCUGGAAGAUUCUUCUGGAUUUGUCUUAUGUGCAUAGGGAUUUGGGCCCUAGUUGUCAGGCCUAAAUGUAGGAAAAGUCCAUGUCUUGACAAACCCCCUAUAAAAGGGAAAGUCAUUACCUUGUACUACCAACUUCUGAAUCAUUAAUGAGAAUAUACUCUUUUUAUUA
This is a messenger RNA of Lotus japonicus, 1712 nucleotides long. RefSeq names its product jasmonate-induced oxygenase 2-like. The record is from RefSeq and is a predicted model, not a curated record. Lineage: Eukaryota; Viridiplantae; Streptophyta; Magnoliopsida; Fabales; Fabaceae. The transcript has 3 exons. The coding region runs from base 37 to 1143 and encodes 368 amino acids.